Molecule: messenger RNA, 1207 nt
Organism: Amaranthus tricolor (Joseph's coat)
Lineage: Eukaryota; Viridiplantae; Streptophyta; Magnoliopsida; Caryophyllales; Amaranthaceae
Exons: 2
Coding region: 58-1056 (332 amino acids)
Cellular component (GO): endoplasmic reticulum
Source: RefSeq, a predicted model, not a curated record
UGCAAAAACCUCCACCCUUUUUUCUCUCCUUCAUCACCCCUCACCAAACACCCAACAAUGUCGUGUAAAUCCUUCUCCCCAAAAUUCCUCCUCUUUCUCUUCCUUCUCUCAGCCAUUCCCAUAAGCAUUCUCAUAACGCUUGAAAGGGCCCCACCUUCAACACACGUGUACCAAUACCACAGCACCAGCUGGCUCAGAGAAUCUGCCACAUGGGACGAUAUCAACCGCAGAUUCAUCGUCUCAGGAUUAGAAGGUAGUGUAGGAGAAGUCAAAGUACCUGAUGAUCAUCAUGAUGAUGAUAUAUUAAAUGAAAUCACAAUCGUUAAAGACGUUGAAUUGGCUGGAAAUGCUUCUGUUGGUGUUUCAAUCGAUCGGUCGAGAAAUCGUUUGCUUGUUGUUGUAACUGAUUUGAUUGGAAAUCGUUAUAGUGGACUCGCUGCAUACGAUCUUUCCUCUUGGAAACGUUUGUUCCUUACUCACCUUACAAAACCUGGAGAUGAAAAAUCCAUGGCGGAUGAUGUAGCAAUUGAUGAAGAAGGUAAUGCAUACGUAACCGAUGCUAAAAGUAGCAAACUUUGGAAGGUCAAUGUAGAUGGAAAGUUGUUAUCUACAAUAAGAAGUCCACUUUUUACCUCUAAAGAAUGGUACAAAAAUUUGGUAGCACUUAAUGGAAUUGUGUACCACCAAGAUGGUUAUUUGCUUGUAGUUCACACAUUUUCCGGAAAUUUAUAUAAGAUCGAUUUCAAAGAAGGAGAAAAAGUUAAUUUAGUGAAGAUCGUCAAAGGAUCACUUAGAUUUGGCGAUGGAUUAGAGCUUCUAUCUCCGACUAGGCUUGUGGUCGCUGGAAAUCCUGCAGGGCGUUUGGUGGAGAGCACGGAUGGAUGGAAAACAGCAUCGGUUAUCAAAAGUUUUUCUGGUAUAAUACAUCGGUUAGCCACAUCUGCAACGAUAAAGGAUGGAAAGGUUUACUUGAAUCAUAUGAUUGGGUUGGGAUAUCCUAAGAGAAAACAUAUUAUUGUGGAAGCUGAUUUUUAUCUUAAAAAUGAAUUGGUUUAAUGUCAUAUUGAAAUAUUUAUAUUAGGGUUUUACCAAUAGGUUAUUCACUUAUUUAUAAGGAAGUUUUAAUGAUCAUUUAUUGGUUUAAACGCUUUCAUUGUAAGAAUUUAUAUUUCGAUUUUAUUUAAACAUUUACCGAUUUAACGUCUUA